UAUAUUUGCAACAUUCAUACACGAGAUUCACUGUACCUACGCAACAGAUAAUGAAGGCCACCGUUCGAGAUGCCUCAUAAGACCUCAACACCGCAGCAACACAAUGCCAAAGCCGAGCGGGCUAGGAGAUUACUAGCGGGUUCGGCGGUUUCGAGGGAGGAUUCUGAUGAUGAACUGGGAUAUGAAGACCUCCCCUGGGAAUGGAUAUACGAGGCGCAGAAGCCCCGAGAGGCAGACCAGAAUGGGAAUGGAGACGAUGAGGAUGCAGCAGCCUCCACGAAGACGCGGAGGAACAAGCCAGUGCGAGCUACGUCGAGAACCCAGGACCAGAAGAUAAUUGGAGCGAGGAUGGGCAGCUUUCAGUGCCAAGUCGGUGAUUGUGUUCUUUUGAAGGCCGAAGGCGAAGGUAGCAAGGCCUGGGUGGGUAUGAUAUGCGAGUUUGCUGAGGACGAGACUGGGGAGAAGAGCGCAAACGUUAUGUGGUUCUCUUCGGAGCACGAGAUUACAAACAAGCAUAAGAAGCGAUCAGAUUUCUUGCCUAAUGAGCUUUACAUCUCACCAUCCUGGGACCUGAAUCCUUUGGAAUCGAUCAAUGGCAAGGCUAUAAUAAUGUCAGACAAAGCCUUCUAUGCGAAAUACCCGUCUGGUAAGGUUCCACGAAAGUCGAAGGAGUAUGGGAAGACUUUCAUCUGUCGUCGAGGAUGUAAUACUCGGACCGCAACUUACACCGAGGAAUUUGUAUGGGAAGAUAUUUAUCACGGCACGGAAGAGGAUGUGGAGGCCUUGAUCGAACGGCUCAAGCGUGAUACUAAGGCUACGAGAAAGAGACAGAAGGCAACGAAACCAACUGAGGACGACGAGUUCCAUGCUCGGGAUAACGUCGAUGAUGAACCAGGGACUCCUCGAAAAAGGCAAAAGACAUCCACGGUGUCAACGCCGCGAAAACCCCGAACACCUUCGAAAUUAAUGACACCAAGUCACAAGAGAGUGGUUGUCAAGAAGCCCCUUGAAUUUACACCCCUGGGAACACGUAUACUAGCUGCUGACCAUGUAUUUUCCUCACCGUUCCAAACCGCACGAUCGAGACUUCAUGUCUCGGCAGUUCCUAAUACACUACCUUGCCGGGAGGACGAAUUUGCCUCAGUAUAUUCACAUCUCGAAGCUGCCAUUUCAGAUGGCUCCGGAGCUUGCAUCUAUAUAUCCGGAACUCCGGGGACUGGCAAGACAGCGACAGUCCGAGAGGUCGUUGCCCAGCUCAAUGCCUCCGUCAUGGAGGACGAACUUGAUGACUUUAUAUUUGUCGAGAUCAACGGCAUGAAAGUGGCGGAUCCACAUCAGUCUUAUUCGUUGCUCUGGGAGGCCCUCAAGGGAGAUCGGGUUAGCCCCUCGCAUGCCCUGGACCUUUUGGAGCGUGAGUUUAAUCACCCAACGCCUCGAAGAGUACCCUGCGUUGUAUUGAUGGAUGAACUGGACCAACUUGUUACUAAGAAUCAAAGUGUCAUGUACAACUUCUUCAACUGGCCUGGCCUGAGGCACAGUAAACUGAUUGUGCUUGCGGUAGCAAAUACCAUGGAUUUACCAGAAAGAACUCUGAGCAAUAAGAUCAGCAGUAGACUUGGUCUUACACGAAUAACUUUCCCUGGAUAUACUCAUGAACAACUCAUGAAAAUCAUCCAAUCGCGGCUCGAAGGUGUUCCUGGAAACAUUGUAGACUCGGAUGCCGUCCAAUUCGCCAGCAGGAAAGUUGCAGCUGUUAGCGGUGAUGCAAGAAGAGCGCUCGACAUCUGCAGGAGAGCAGUGGAACUUGCAGAAGCAGACGCUCUAGAGGCCGAACCUGUCCCGGGAACGCCAAGCAAGAGCGCAGUAAAAGCUAACAAAGGAUCACAGCCUUCGAAAACACUCGGUAAAGUCACCAUUGCCACAGUGAAGCGUGCUAUUAAUGAAGCCACGACGAAUCCCUUGCAGCAAUGCCUGCGCGGGCUACCACUUUCAGCAAAAGUUCUACUUGCUGCCUUGAUUGCGAAGACUCGCAGAACCGGCAUCGCAGAGAGCAUACUUGGUGAAGUUCUUGAUGAAGCCAAGCGGAUGGCUAAGAUGGACACUGGAGGUAACAUGAUCGAGUUUCUGCUCAAGGAUGAGCUUGCCCCCACAAACAAGAACAUGCACUCGACAGCUAGGCAAUAUUCGAAAGACCCUCGAGUCCUUUCUAUGGGGACAUCAGUCAUUGAUCUUAUGGAGGCUGGUAUUAUAGGUCUGGAGACACAAAAGGCCGAUCGCACAAGCAAGAUUCGAUUGAGUAUUGGUGAGGAAGAUGUAAAACUCGCUUUCAAAGAUGAUCCAGAGAUCAAGAAUCUUGGAUUUUAA
Amorphotheca resinae ATCC 22711 is the source of this 2364-nucleotide messenger RNA. RefSeq lists its product as hypothetical. Gene Ontology annotation, biological process: DNA replication initiation; mitotic DNA replication checkpoint signaling. The coding region runs from base 70 to 2364 and encodes 764 amino acids. Gene Ontology annotation, cellular component: nuclear origin of replication recognition complex. Gene Ontology annotation, molecular function: ATP binding; chromatin binding; DNA replication origin binding. NCBI's taxonomy places the organism in Eukaryota, Fungi, Ascomycota, Leotiomycetes, Helotiales, Amorphothecaceae. The record is from RefSeq and is a predicted model, not a curated record. The transcript has 5 exons.